AUGGGUGAUAACACUCCCGGAUCCGCCCACGUAUCAGUGAACAGAGCUGAGUUAAAGAAGCUUGAUACUGAUACCUGUAACAUUCUUGCGCAAUUUGAAAAGACCAGAGAAUGGGCCGACUUGACCAACUGUUUAAUCAAGUUAAAUCGUAUUUUAACAAACUCCACAAUACCACACAUUCCAUACAAGGAAAUCAUCUGUAAACGCUUAGCUCAAUGUUUAAAUCAUCAGUUACCAACUGGUGUCCACAUCAGAGCAUUGGAAGUUUACGGCUCAAUUCUAGCCAAAACUACCACAGAGAGUUUAUCCAAUGAUUUGGCACUCUUUAGUACCGGGCUCUUCCCCUUCUUUUCCUACAGCUCUCACACAGUCAGGCCACAAUUCCUGGAAAUCAUUGAUAAAUAUUUCUUACCUCUAGGGCCUAAAUUAUUACCAUGUCUUAUUGGUUUAUUAAUUUGUAUAUUACCAGGGCUAGAAGAUGAUAAAUCUGACACCUACGGGAUGGUGUAUGAGAUGGUUGAAAAGAUCAGCACCUGUGUACCAGAACGUUAUUUUAUGAGAUCCCUAUGGCUAAUAUUUAAAAGAGCGUCAAAGAUAAGAUUACCAACUUUAUACGUAAUUUCAAAUAAAUUGGCACCAGUGCUUUUACCCAGUGUGACUCAAUUGAGUGAGGAGAGGUUGGAUUCAUUACUUCCUGAUAGGAAUGAGUUGGUGUUAAACAGUUUAAUCGCAGCAUCGCAAGAUGAUUCGAUGAUAACUUUGAGAGAAUUGAUGAACUUUAUGUCGAAAUAUUUUCUACUAGAUUCGGAGAUUUUCAAGUAUCACAGUAAGGCGGCACUUUGCAGGAAUUUUUUAAGAUUACUGAGAAAAAGAGAUUGGUCACUCACCAGACGUAUUUACCAGUGGUUAUUUAACACUAAUGACCUGAACGAGUCUGUGGAAACUAUUGAUUUAACGUAUUUCAACAACCAUUCCAAGAGUGUGAUAAUUACCGCAGUAAAAGACCUGUUGAAGAUGAAAGUUAACACACUAGAGGAAGUAAUUAUGCCCUUGAAAAUUGUUGUAACUUUAAUCUCAGAUAUUGAGGUCUCAGUUAUCGCUGACCAGCUGAUGCCAGUGCUGUGUAUUCCCAUCCUGAAAUACAUUUGUGAUAAAAUUGAUGACCCAGACUGGCAUUCCGCAAUUAUCCAAGAAAGUAAAAUCAUCUUUAAUACCACUCUGACAUCGCCUUACGUAGUUUUCAACUCGAUAAUUGAACAAUUCAAUAAAUUAUUCCUGGAUAAUUCGUAUAAUUCCAUACAGGAGUGGAAUGACAUUUUGGAUUUGAGUAAUAUUUAUCUCGAUGAGAUGAAGACUUUGACAAUGUUUGAGACGGUUUUGGGCGGUCUCUUCAUGCUCCUGGAGAAUGCGCUGUAUAAAUUACUUAAACUGGACAUAAAGUCGCAGGUGUUGGUGAUUUCCCACAUUCUCAGGUACAUCUCAGCGAUUCUGGGCCGUAUAGAAAGUUUUAUUAAUGGCGAAUACUGUUUUGAUACGGAUUUGAAUUAUGCUCAGGAGACUAAGGAAAUGAAUCAUCUGAUCGAGGUGCAGAAACUCUGCAAUGACCGGAUCUUCAAGUAUUUAAAUCAUUUCUAUAUUAAUUCACUCACACACUUUGACAAUAAAAAUAUCCUAACAACCUCCGAAGUUUCAGUGCUGGAUUUGUUAAAUAAUUUAGCCGUGAGAUUCGUGUCAAUUGAACAUAACAUGAAGACUCUGCCCAUCAUCAAGUCAUUCUCCGAGAAUUUCGAGUUUGCCUGCGACGACGCCAUGACGAACCACUUCAGCGAUUUGACACUCACCGAAAACGCAAAUUCACUAGUCAACAAAUAUAUCGACAACAAUUAUCUCAAAAAGAAAAAAACCAACAAUAAAUCUAAGGUUUCUACCGUAAAAAGUAAACUCACCAGUGGUGACCAAAAUAAUCUAACCGGUAGUAUAAAGAGUAAUCUAAGUGGUACUGACAAAAAUAAUGUAAGUAGUAGUAGUGGGAGUAAGAGUCCAUCAGACAUUAGUUCUGAGGGGUUUAGAUUGGAUGGUUGGAUAAUGUGUUUGUUGAAAUGUUCAUUAUCGUCAGACCCGAUGAUAUUUUGCAGAGGCAUUCGGACAUUUAUUCAGGUGAUUAAUUUACCCAGGAAAGCUCAUCUGAAGCGCUUUUUCUCAGUCUCGAUCUUCCAUCUCCGGAACAUAAUCAUGCAACUUUGGAACAGUUUAGUUGACAGAUUCUCCUCAUUUCAUUCUGAAAUCGUGUUGUUACUGCUACAGUUAAUGUACUCAGUACCAGAGACCUCCGAGGAGGCUGAAGAUCUUAUGGUUAAAGAUCUCACAAGCAGAGAUGUUGAUUUAAAAAUCGGUGCGAUUUUACGAUUCGGAGUCUUGAUCAAGUAUUUACACAUCCAUGCACCUGAUCAGUUGUUCUUUUCUGAAGCUAUUGGGUUCAUACUGGAUGCCGUAGAAGAGUCUAAUCCUAAACUGCAUUACUACGCUAGAGCUUUUUUAUCCGAGUCUAUUUACAUGCUACCAAAUCUCCUCGAUCCCAUUCUCCUGUUUCUCAUCAAAUUCAAUCCCACACACUCCAUCACCACCCAUACACAACCCAAAGAUAUUUCCAACAAUUUUAACUCCAACAAUUUUAACUCCAAAGAUAACAAUUCUAGAGAUAAUAACUUGAAGGAUUUCAAGUCUAGAGAUAAUAAUUCCAACAAUUUUAACUCUAAAGACUUCAAGUCUAGAGAUAAUAAUUUGAAGGAUUUCAAGUCUAAGGAUAUUAGAUCUCCGAAUACUCAGUCCGGCAAUAGCAUUAAGUUGAAUAAUACUGGUACGGUGUGUGGUAGUAGAUUUUAUAGGAUAUCUAGUCAGACAUUUGAUACUGAGACGAGGAAUGUGAUGACUGAGGUUGUGAGGCGGUUUAGACAUUUAUCAUCGAUAAUCGGUAGAGAGGGUCAGGCUAUAUUAGAUAUAAUGCAGAAACGUCAGGUGCCAAUAGAUUUACUAAAGUGUGUACAGGGCGAGGAUUUGUUUAAUACGUUGUCGGAAACACUUGAAACUGUUCCUCAAAGUCCACACCCUAAAUCAGAAUUAGGAACCAACAAGAGUCAAAUUAUCGACAAGAAUAUGAAUCUGGACAAGAGUUUUAUUAUGGAAAAGAGUUUUAUUAUGGAAAAGAGUUUGAGUAUGGAGGACUCUGUGUCAAAUUAUGGAGGAAGUUUUAUAAAACAUUUUUUAAAAGACACUUUAAAGGCUAAACAGUUUACAAUUAAUAGCCAAGUGUUGGGAGAAUCAAGUGCUCGUAGAGACUCUGUUCGCACAGAUCCCAGCUCAUUGCAACCUAAAAAUACUACACUGCUUGAUGAUUUAAUUAGUCUAAACUCACCUAAAAAGUUACAAACUAAUGGAACCGCAGACUCGUUUCACACACCAAUCAAUAAAAUCCACACAGCUCACAACUUUAGUAAGAUUAAAAUUAACAAGGGGAAGAAAAGAUCAACCAUACCACAAGGGAAAUCACAAACCAAUGUACACCACGUUGGCAAUGAAGUUUUCUACACUCCCUCAAGCUCCAUUCUCACAAACACACAAACAGAACCCCCAAAUAAUGUAGUAAGUGAUACACAUCCCAGUGAUACAGUUUCCAGUAGUAUGGUGGCUAAUGGUACAUCUGAUACAGUGCCUAGUUCUGUACCAGAAACAACACCUAAAUCACAUGGUAACACAGUACAUAACACAGUGGCUAAUACGGUAUCCAGUCCUGUAUUAUCUGAUUCACAGAUUGAGUACUCUGUAUUUCCGAGAUUAUUUGACCCGUCGUAUACUUGUUAUUCUGACGAGUCGAUUUAUAAUUAUUUGGACCUGGUAGUAGUGAUAACACUAAAGUACAUUUGUCUCAAUGUUGAUCUCAGCUCACUCAUUCUAACCUCCACCACCGAUGAUCUCCUCUUCUACCAACAAAUUAUCACACGUAACACUACCAAUAGUAUUACCAAUAAUAUUACCAAUAAUAUUACCAAUAAUAUUACCAAUAAUAUUACCAAUAAUAUUACCAAUAAUAUUGUUAAUGGUACUAGUGGCGUAUGUGGAAACUCAAAUGCUCUUAGUUUUGAUGUAUCAAUGGAUGAUUCUGCGAUGUUGCUGAGAUGUACAGCGAUAGAUUUUAUGAAGUUAUUUUUAUCAUGUCUGCAGCCGACGAAUUUAUCAAUUGAGGUCUCAUGUCUAAUAUCAAAGUAUUUACUACUGAUUUUAUACCACUUUCACCUGAAGGAUCAACAUAUAAUCCAGACACAGAUGAUAUAUUUGUUAAAAGUAGUAAUGGACAGGUGUCAUCAGGAGACUACUACAAUGAGUAAACCCGUCAGUCACCUCAUUGCGCUGGCAAAGUCAUUAUCCAAAUUACCGCUUCUCAAAACUCCAACUAACCAGAAUCUUGAUAUACAAACGCCUAAAUCACAGUCUAGCGUUGAUUUCACCAAUAAUCCUGAUCACUACCAAUACAACACCAAUCUCACAAAUAGUUUACACAGUGGUAAUUUCACUAAUAGUUUACACAGUGGGAAUUUUACCAAUAGUUUACACGGUGGGAGUUUCACUGUUAACGUGUACAAUAAUAGUGUUGGGAAUUGGGGUAAUGGAAUGAUUGACGUGAGUAGGAUGGACGAGGAGCAACUGAAUAGAUAUGUAUCGAGCGACCCCUUGUUUGAGAAUGAAUAUAACCGGAAUUUACUUCAGGGAGUGGAAGUGUUACCGAAUUUCAUCAAGGAUUUUGAAACUUCGCACACUUAUUUGUCUCCAAUCUACAUCAUUAACGUGGCCAACGUCAGGAAGACACAGCUGAAAAGAUUAACUAAACUCUCUGAAAUUGAUUACUUUGAAAAGGUGCUUCACAUUUGUAUCGGUAACGCUGCCAAGGCAAGGUGUAUCCACCUGCUACAAUCUUACAUUGAUUUUGCCAUUUAUAACCUCAAGUAUUUGUCUGGACCUGAGACUGUAAAAUAUGCGUCACACUUUAUACUUGAACUUUGUACCCAGUUGACCACUUAUAAAAAUUGCAUAGGAACUACUGGCAUGUUUUACUAUAUCAGGGCGUUAUAUUUCAUGUUUAACCAUGUGACGGAGAAUUAUAAAACUGGUGCUUCGUAUAGUGCCAGGGAAUCGAAGUCUACAGGGAAAAACCUGGGAAUCACAGACGAAUCUGGAAAACCAUACUUUUCUAUGAAUAAACAAAAGAAGAAGAAUCUUACAGACUCCGCUGGGUUUCCACACCUCGAUGUUACUCAUCUGGUGCAGUCUUGCAUACAAACACUCAUCUGGGCAAACAAUCACAAUUUCAUCAAAGUUGAUUCCAUCAAACAUGAUUCACCCAAACCUAAUUCACCCAAACAUGAUUCACCCAAACCUAACUCACACAAAGCGGAUUCUAACAAACCAGUUGACACCUCCAACAUGGAUUCACCCAGAGCUGACACCGCCAACAAGAUAAACACCCUAAAUACUGAGAAAAUAAUAAAUAGUGAGAAGUUUCCAAAUAGUGAGAAAAUGUUAAAUACUGAGAAAUUGAAUAGUGAGAAAAUGUUAAAUACUGAGAAAUUGAAUAGUGAGAAAAUGAAUGAGGUGAAUGGUGAGGUGAAUAGAGAGUAUGGAGGAAUGAGUGACGAGUUGAAUUUGGCGCAGCGGGUAUCAUUGGAGAAUGUGACAAAUCAGGUGAUUAGAUUAUUUAAGUUAUUAUAUUUAAAGUUGCCGUAUCACUUUAUAAAGGCGUGUAUACAGCUUUGGGACGAGUCGAACUUAGUGAUUCCGGACUUUAACCUCAGUGAUCUCUGUACGUCAAUUUUAGUCACAGACCACUAUAACCGAAAUGAGACUAAAAAUUGUAUUCUCCUGGUCCUAAGUCAUAUACCACAGCUUAAUUCCCGAUUACUGUUAUCGUACACGCUGGACAUGCUGGAGUCGUUUUGCAGGUCCUCAGAGUUUAAAAAUGCCUCCGGGUACUUAAUUUUAAACACAAACGUCAGAGAAAGUUCAUUAUCGGAAUUUAUCUACGCUAUAACCACCUCGAAAAUGAUACCACAGGCUGACGUAGACUCGACAUUUGCAGAGUUACAACGCUGGGUAGGAUUAGUGUUACAUUACCCGAAACAGCCCACAGUGUUCCUAUGGCUAUUUCAAACCCUGCUAAAGUAUGAGAAAAUCACCGUGUACAACUAUUCUAAGGUGCUGGUAAAUAACUGUAAACGGCUUUUCAAUGACCUGAUUAUGGUAGUGAUUUAUCAAGCGUGUGGGUUAUACGCUCAGAAGAUAUGUCACUGGCUACCUCAGACAAGCUAUGACACGCUUUUACCCGUGCCACUUCAAGUCCAACUCAUUAACUCGAAUUAUUACUUUUCAAAUAGAAUUUUACACUCUGUUGUUAGUUUUAAUUCCACCUCACCGCCGUCAAGGGUACACAGAGCACAUCUAAAUACUGUGAAUCCGUUAAACUCCGAUAUUACUCUACAGUCCAAUAAUACCACUGUAGAAAGUGUACAUAUUGUCGACAGCGGUCACAUUGGCGAUAGUGUACAUAUUGUCGACGGUGUACACAUUGUCGAGAAUGGUCACAUUGUCGACAGCAGUGUUGAGAAUCUAGUCGAAACCAGCAGUAGCAACACUAUUCACACUGUAGACAAUGUACAAACUAAUCCUCCAGUACACAAUGUGGAUAACACUGUAGAAAAUGUGGACAAACCAGUAGACACAGUGGACAAAGCGGUAGACGUGGAGAAUACGGAAGAUAUGGGAAGAUAUGUGAUGGAUAUAAAGAGUUUGGUUUGUAAUGAGACGAGUAGUUUAUUGACGAGUAGAGCGCCAAGUGUGUCGGAAACUGACCCGCCGUCACCUCCUGCGCUCCCAGAUAACACUGAGGUUGUGUGUGAAAAUGCUCUGGCAUUUUUAAUAUUCUUCAGUUAUGAGAUUUUGCACCUGAACAGAAGAACUCCAAUCACCAACAUCGUGUUCCAGUCCCUGCACAAGAGCCUGGGAUCACACAUUUUACCACUAAUGCUGGAACGUCAGACGUUACAGCAGCGGUAUUUUACCCUUGUACUACUAAGGUAUUUACCCUACAGUCUCUAUGAAGUGCCCCUGAGUACUAUUAAGAAGAGCAUGCUGGAAUAUAUUAACUCGCAGGAGUUCUUCAGAAUUGAUCGUAACUGUCUUAAUGUGCUGGUGGAGAUAUUUAGACAAGUGGUGGAAGAGGAUUGUAAAGGCUCCACUGACAUGAUGACCAAGUUGGAUUUCUACACUAACCCACCACACAUGAAUGUUUUCUCCAAUAAAUCCUCCAGCCUCAUUAGCAGGUUCAAAUACCUCAAACGUCUGGCAUUCGUACUCUACGCCUCGGAACACGACACCUUUUCCUCGAAUAUUUCUAAUAUUAUCGAGAGACUAGCAGAGACCACGAGGACUUUCAAGAAUGACACCCUCAGGGCCAAGUGCUUAUUCGUCAUGAGAGUUUUACUCGCGAAGACUUCCCAGGAUAAUCUCACAGUGCUGUGGCCCGUCCUGUUAUCAGAACUCAUUAAAAUAUUCAGAAACACCACCGAACAGUUGUAUAGCUAUGGUGACGCAGACAGCGACGACAUCCCCAUCAGCGAUAUCAACAGUGAUCUAGACAUUGAUCAUCUCGUUACUGAUCAAACAAACUUACUCAAUCAUCAAACAAACAUUCUCAAUCAUCAAACAAACUUACUCAAUGAUCAAACUGAUGUAACAAGUGAACCUAAUAGAAUUAGUAAUAGAAUUAGUAAUGGGAAUAGUAGCAGAACAAGUGGUAGAAUAGGAGGUAGUAAAAUAAGCAAUAAACUAAGUGAGAGAAGUGGUAAAUUGAGUGAGAGAAGUAGUAAAUUGAGUGAGAGAAGUAGUAAACUAAGUGGCAGAAGUAGUAAAUUGAGUGAACGUAGUAGUAAAAUAAGUAAUAGAAUGGGCGACACAAGUAGUAAAUUAAGUGAAAGAAGUAGUAAAAUGGGUGACACAAGUAGUAAAAUGGGUGACAGAAGUGGAAGAAUGAGUGAACGUAGUAGUAAAUUGAGUGAGAGAAGUAGUAAAUUGAGUGAGAGAAGUGGGAGAAUGGGUGAGAGGAUAGAGAAUUUGGAGUGUCCGGCGCAUAAUAAAAACGCGCUUUUAAUUGAAGCGGUUAAAAUCGUCGAUAUCGCCUGCAGCCUCAGACUCAACGAAUUCCUCGUAUACCAAUGGAUGUUCAUCGAUGAUCUCACAUCACACUCUCCACAACAGGAUUGUGUUGUGAAUGAUUUUAAGCCGUUUUUGAUGAUGGUGGAGCAGACGUGUCCGGAGAAGGUGCGGGCUCAGUUGAAGAAUUUAAUUUGGAGAUCAAACGAGCAAUAUCAAUUUUUUGGAGGAAAACCUGUCAAGUCACACAACUGGGAAGAUAAAAACACAAGAGAACUACUCAAUAAAUCCAUCGAAAAUGAACUCAUCGAAGACGAAUCCCAACUCACACCCAUCAAACCCAUCAACCUACACCAAAUCUAUAAAACACUCAAACGAUUCCAAUAAUCACUUCCACCAAUUUUACACAUUUACACCAGUCAUUUGGGAUUAGAAUUACACAUUUCCACCAAGAAUUUGGGAUUAAAAUUUACGAAUUUUAACUGAAGAUUUGGGAUUCGAAUUUUACAAAUUUUGAGUA
Molecule: messenger RNA, 8716 nt
Organism: Theileria parva strain Muguga
Lineage: Eukaryota; Apicomplexa; Aconoidasida; Piroplasmida; Theileriidae
Gene: dopey2
Product: Protein dopey-2 protein
Exons: 2
Coding region: 1-8583 (2860 amino acids)
Biological process (GO): Golgi to endosome transport
Cellular component (GO): endosome; trans-Golgi network
Source: RefSeq, a predicted model, not a curated record